This is a messenger RNA of Aureobasidium musti, 621 nucleotides long. The record is from the annotation of a GenBank genome assembly. NCBI's taxonomy places the organism in Eukaryota, Fungi, Ascomycota, Dothideomycetes, Dothideales, Saccotheciaceae.
AUGCAGGGUUACGAGGUCAUCGCAACAGACUACAUCGUGGGCGAUGGUCUCAAAAGCCUCGAGUGUCGGCAUGCUCAGCUCAACAUUCGGUCUCCCGAAUCCAUCUCAAACUUCGUCUCAUCACUGUCCGGUCAGCCAAUCGACAUGCUCCUCAACGUCGCUGGAACUAUGGCUCGACAUGAAGACGAUGCUCUCGGGUCUGUCAACAAAGCUACAUUGACACGCAUUUUCGAGACGAACACUUUUGGACCUCUUCUACUCACCCAAGCACUACUACCGAACCUCCUAGAUGCCUCUGGUGCAAUGAUCGGCAUCGUUUCUUCGCGCGUAGGUUCUAUUGCCGACAGCUCUACAGGCGGCAUUUAUGCCUAUCGUGCUUCCAAAGCUGCCGUCAAUUCAAUCGGAAAGAGUCUGGCCAUGGAUCUCAAGGACAAAGGUGUUGUUGUGUCUCUACUACAUCCGGGAAUCUUCAAGACUGGUCUGUAUUCCACUGAUGCGGAUACAGCUGAAGCCAUUAUGCCGGAUGAGGCUGCUACUAAGCUCUGGAAAGUCUGGAAGUCCAAAGAUAUGGAAGAUACAGGCAAGUUUUGGCAUCGUGAAGGACAGGAAUUGCCUUGGUAG